AUGUUUUCUCUUCCAAUUGAGGUUCAAUUUGAUGUAUUAAAAUGUCUUGAUUUCAACCAAAUAUUCUCUGUUAAACAAACAAAUUUUUACUUGCGCAGUUUAAUUAAUAAAUACGAGGGAGGAUUGGCACGAAAGAAAUUUGGUGAUUUCUCAAUAAUUAGUGAAAGUGACAGGACCUUUUUUGUUGAAUACAUUGAACUUAAAUCUGGGAUUUUUGAAUUUACUUUAGAUGAUCAGAUUGAAGAGAGGUGGAAGACAGCGAUAGACAAAUCAAUUCCGUUGUUUUUACAUGAGUCUGAAUCUGUAAAAAACUUACUUAUUAAAAGUCCUCAUAUGCUGUGCCAAAAAUUUUAUUAUUUAAAAAUGCCAACAAUUCCAAAGAAUAUUGAAGAAAUGAUUUAUGUUCGUUGCUGGUUAGAACAACUAUUUAAAUGUGCUUUCAAAUAUGUUCAUUUUUCUGAAUGUAUAUUCAAUCCAGAAAUGAUCAAUAUUUUAUUCGACAACGAAAAAACAAUUUCUCUUAAAUUUCAAAUUUUUAAAGCGUUUCUAUGGCCUAGCAAUACAACAUUUGAAAUUCUUUUAAACUUUUCUGUAAAUCAUUUAUCAAUUUCUGAAGCUCUUAAUAUCUUUCUGGAUAAAAUUGACGUUACAGAACAACAUAUUGAUAUUUUAUUCAAAAUUUUAAUAAAUGAAGGAAAUAAACUUCCAAAGAUUUAUUUAAGAUGGUUCAAAUCAACAAAGCUUUAUGAUCUUAUUAUAGAAGUUAGUCGUUUAAAAUAG
Molecule: messenger RNA, 780 nt
Organism: Meloidogyne enterolobii
Lineage: Eukaryota; Metazoa; Nematoda; Chromadorea; Rhabditida; Meloidogynidae
Source: the annotation of a GenBank genome assembly